Molecule: messenger RNA, 500 nt
Organism: Anastrepha obliqua
Lineage: Eukaryota; Metazoa; Arthropoda; Insecta; Diptera; Tephritidae
Exons: 1
Source: RefSeq, a predicted model, not a curated record
UUCUUCAUAUUUCCGUUCAAAUUAAAAAUUCUUUUUUACAAACGAUUUUUUAUUAGGUAAACGAAAAAGGAAACAAGCAAAAAUAUAAAUUAUAUUAAGUAGAAAUAAAACAAAAUACAAAUUUUGCGGAAACUCAGAACCAUUUUCAACUGGCACAAAAAAUCUAUCGAGCGUAUCAAAAUUCUGGUGGCCUGAUGGACGUAAUUAUCGAUCACAUUUUGCAUUUUCUACAAUUCGAUGUGACCAGCAUUUUCGAAAAGGAGAGAUGUCUUGAAAAUGUCUAUGAGCCACACCCACAUAUCACAAAAGACGAAGAAAUGAUGCAAUGUGACGAAGAUGAGGAUUUUGAUGACCCAGAUAACCAAUUGGGGGAUUUUUGCGAGGAACUGAAGCAGAUGGAGAUUGAAGAGAAUGAAUGCUGUAGCAAAUCAAAACAGUCACAAGUAAGGCGGAGUGAAUGUGCGGCAGAAAGUGAAUGCCUGCUGGAUGACGUGAAAGAC